Messenger RNA from Prinia subflava (tawny-flanked prinia), 3891 nucleotides. It is a transcript of the gene UBP1, whose product is annotated as upstream binding protein 1. Gene Ontology annotation, molecular function: DNA-binding transcription activator activity, RNA polymerase II-specific; RNA polymerase II cis-regulatory region sequence-specific DNA binding. NCBI's taxonomy places the organism in Eukaryota, Metazoa, Chordata, Aves, Passeriformes, Cisticolidae. Gene Ontology annotation, cellular component: nucleus. The record is from RefSeq and is a predicted model, not a curated record. Gene Ontology annotation, biological process: regulation of transcription by RNA polymerase II. The transcript has 15 exons. Bases 549 to 2051 code for a protein of 500 amino acids.
GCCGCCAUGUUGUCGUGAGCGGCGGCGGCGCUGCGGGACGCGCCGGAGCGGCGGGCGCGAGCCCCCGGGGUGGCCGUGACCUCCGGCGGCGGCGGCGGCGGCGGCGGUUCCUCCUCCCUCCCGGCGGGCGCCCGCGGUGCUGCUGCUGCCGCCGCAGCCUCCUCCCUGCGAAUGAUGCGGCGGGAGGCGCCGCUGGGCUGGGUCGGAGCUCGGGCGGCGGCAGAAGCGGCGGCGGCGGCGCUGGGCAGUGUCCGGUUGCAGGAGGAGGCGGCGGCCGCCCGGUCCCCAGCGCCCCGCGGCGGCCGGGCGGGCGCAGGAUGCUGAGAGCGACCCCGCGCCCCGGUCGCGCCGCGAGGAAAGGGCCCCGCCGGGACUGAGCGCGGAGUCGCCUCUAUCCCCCCGCCCCGCACGUGCAUUUUUCCCCCUCUCCCCCCGUCUCCUCCAGCCCCCUCGCCUGCCCGGCACCGCCUCCCCGGCGGCGCCGGUGCCGAGCGGCUCCGCCCCGUCCGGCUCCUCCCGCGGCGGGAGCGCGGCGGGGCCGGCGGAACAUGGCGUGGGUGCUGAAGAUGGAUGAAGUGAUCGAGUCCGGGCUGGUGCACGACUUCGACGCCAGCCUCUCGGGCAUCGGGCAGGAGCUGGGAGCCGGUGCCUACAGCAUGAGUGAUGUUUUGGCGCUGCCUAUUUUCAAACAGGAAGAUUCCAGCCUUCCACAAGAAAAUGAGACCAAACAUCCACCUUUCCAGUAUGUUAUGUGUGCUGCAACAUCUCCAGCAGUAAAAUUAUAUGAUGAAACUCUCACAUACUUGAAUCAAGGUCAGUCCUAUGAGAUCCGGAUGCUAGAUAAUCGGAAAGCUGGAGACAUACCAGAGAUCAAUGGAAAACUGGUGAAGAGCAUUAUCAGAGUUGUGUUCCAUGACAGAAGGUUGCAGUACACGGAGCACCAGCAGCUAGAGGGUUGGAAGUGGAACCGCCCUGGGGACAGACUGCUCGACUUAGAUAUUCCAAUGUCUGUUGGAGUCAUUGAUAUCAAGACAAAUCCAAGCCAGCUCAACGCAGUUGAAUUUUUAUGGGAUCCAACAAAAUGUACAUCUGCUUUUAUUCAGGUACAUUGUAUCAGCACUGAAUUUACCCCUCGUAAACAUGGAGGAGAGAAAGGAGUUCCUUUUAGGAUUCAGGUUGACACCUUUAAACAGACUGAAAAUGGAGAAUAUACAGAUCAUCUGCAUUCAGCCAGUUGUCAAAUCAAAGUUUUUAAGCCCAAAGGAGCAGACAGAAAACAGAAAACAGACAGAGAAAAGAUGGAAAAGCGAACUGCACAUGAAAAAGAGAAGUAUCAACCUUCAUAUGACACCACAGUUCUUACAGAGUGCUCACCAUGGCCUGAUACUCCUACAACAUUUGUAAACAACAGUCCUACUCCUGCUCCAGCUUUCACGUCUGCUCAGCAUAACACCUACAGUGUCCCAGACAGCAAUUCUUCAUCCCCAAAUCAUCAAGGAGAUGGAACCUCUCAAGGGUCAGGAGAUCAGCUUCAUCCAUCAGCCACAAUCCAGGAAACUCAGCAAUGGUUGCUCAAGAAUAGAUUCUCUGCCUAUACAAGGCUUUUUUCAAAUUUCUCAGGUGCUGAUUUAUUAAAGCUGACAAGAGAAGAUCUGGUACAAAUCUGUGGUCCUGCCGAUGGAAUUCGGCUGUAUAAUGCACUGAAAUCCAGGUCCGUGAGGCCCCGUUUAACAAUCUACGUGUGCCAGGAGCCCUUGCGGAGCCUACAACUGGAAUGCCAGGACGCGGGCAGCGGCGACAGCAACGGUGCAAUAUACGUUUAUCAUGCAAUCUACUUAGAGGAGAUGGCAGCCUCAGAAGUCACACGCAAGCUUGCUUUGGCAUUUAAUAUUCCUUUGCAUCAGAUCAACCAAGUUUACAGACAGGGUCCUACAGGCAUUCACAUCCUUGUUAGUGAUCAGAUGGUUCAAAACUUUCAAGAUGAGAGUUGCUUCUUAUUCACCACAAUAAAAGCUGAAAAUGGAGAAGGCUUCCAUAUAAUUCUGAAGUGACAUCACACAUUUGCUCGACUGAUACUCCAAUGCAGAAUGAAGUCCUGCCUAAAGAUUAUGAAGAUCAUCCAAAACCUUAGGAUCUAACUUCACUGUAUAAGAUGUUUCAUAUUGAAAACACAAAAUGACCUUUCUAAUGAGCUGUUUGAUAGGUGAACUUUCUUAUCACUGCCAUAGCUAAGUGUCCUCAUGAGAGGUAUAAUGCCAUGACAGCUUCUGUACAGGCAUGGGAGACAAUAUAAGCAAAGGUGCUUGCCCUUCACUGAAAUAAGGCAAACUAUGGCCAGUAGAUACAGUUUAUAGAAGUGAAGCAGUGCUGCAUUUCUAUUAUCUGUAUCCAGUUGGAGAUGAAUGUAAACUUAUUUUGGGGCAUUUACCUUUCUGUGCCAGUUUGUCUAUUACGUGCUUGUACCUUACGCUGGUUUUAUUUUUUGAUGUUAGCAGAGCACAUGCUAAUCUGUGUGGAGAUGAGUAGUUAAGGUGAUAGUGAUCAGGUUGUCAGGUCUUCGAGAGUAAAGCUGUCAAAACAGCUUCCCGUGUAAAUUGUGUAUAAGAGUGUAUGUAAGAAGUGUAAAUGCCAGAACAGGGCUUUGAAGAAGUCCUAGACAGAUGCAAUAUAUGCAUGCAGCAAACUGCAUUAUCAAUAGUACCUUAUUGGAGGGAUUAAUAUAAAUCCUAUGGGGUACUAAGUAAUUGUGUUUUGCUUUAAUGAAUUUAAUGGAAAAGAAUUGCCUAUGCAUCCUUUAUGUUUAGUUUCCUAGGUUCUCUGCGGAGCACUGCUGCAGUUUAACUCUUUGCUUGUGAAAUUGUGGGUUUAAAAAUACUGGCAGUGAGAAGUUUGGGGUUCAGUGGAAUUAUGCUGAUGAGGGAAGAUGACCCACUGGCACCACAGGGCUGUCAUAGCUUUCAGCAGCAUCGAAUAAAUUGCUUGAGAAACACUAAAUACACACGCUGUAAGUCUCCUUCCCAGCAGGUGAAUGCCCUGCUGGAGCUCCUAUUCUGGACAAAUCUCUUCUUACCUUUUCAGUUGACCUUCUGCAUCCUUCAUCCAUCCAUGCUGUACACCUGUUACAGUGCCUCUUCCAUAUGACCAAAUAUUUACUUUUCUCUGAAACAGGCAAUGUGCUUUCCUGGUAUUUUGGAUGUGUCUUGUAAAGUCAUGGCACAGUAUUUCCUAGGCAAACGUUAAGUUUCAAUUGGUUAGGUACUUAGAAUAUUUCCAGAGGUAGUAGGUGACAGUUUCAGAGCUGUUAAUCUGUGCCUUUGGAAAGUUCCAACUUGAUCUCUGGCUUAAAAGCUGGGGAAUAGUUUGCUUUUUAUGCUGCGGUGUUCUGUGUAAACCAAUACUACAGCAUGUAAAAAAGCAACUUUGACUUUUUCAUUUCCCCUUUCAUAACUGGCUCAAGUGCUUAGCAGAAAAGCUUCUGAAAGCUGUAGCAUUUUGAAAAUUUAAAUUCAUCCAACCUAGAGGUUUUUUUCCUAUUUUUGGGAUUUUUUUCUUUUUCUGCACUGAAAGUAAAAUUUUAUGUACUUAAACAUUUCUGCCUAUAAGUUGUUCAUCUUUGGAUAUUGUUUGGUCCUAGUAUUUUCCUGAACUGACUCUUGUGUCUUUUUAGCUCACACCAUAUUCAAAUCCAAACGUUUUAUAAAAGUGGAAAAAUCCUUGAUUGGAAAGUAUACAACUAUCUAAUUUUAAAGAGUAUUGAAAGUUGUACAGUAGUUUGUCCAGCUCACUUGAAAUUGGAAUUAAAUUAUGGCACCAGCAAAUGGCUUUUGUUUUUUAAUAAGAUGUACACAUUUCAAUUUAAGUAUAAUAAAUGUUUUUCAAUAAUUUUGUAAA